UCAUGUGUGUGGGUGUGUGUCUCUACCACAAGUAGACACACACACACACACACAAGUUCCAGACAGGCGCUUGCUGUGGAGGCUGUGCAACACCUUCAGAGUGAAAUUGAGAGCUGCAGCUGAGUUUCUCAGAUCAUCAACCAGGGUAAUCAGGGCGUUUCCAGGAUCCCAACAUGUAUUUUCGGCUGGGUGUGCUUUUGGUCCUGGCUCUUGGGACUGUGCAAUGCCAAAAGAGACCUGUUAAAGAUGAAUGGGACUACAGAGAUGGAGCCGAUAAGGUCAACAUGCGAGGGGUGGCCAAUCUAACUGAGGUCCUAGACAACUGGAGAUUCGACAUCCUGAAUCAGAUGAAGAACCUUGUUCAGAAUGACCACCAGGCCCUCCUCCCAGACUACUCCAGGAUCCCGCCGCUGUCAGAGGCCCUGGACGACCUCUUCAAUGAGUUCAAUGCGCUGAAGGAGCGGCUUGGGGAUCUCAGCGAGAAGUUCGUGGGCAUGGAGACCUUCAUCGAAGAGGUCAAGGCUGGGAAGGUUCCCAGUGGAGGAGCACGAGCUGCAGCCCCGCCCAAGAAGAAGGUCAUCCCCAAGAAGAGGAAUCCCUGAGGACUCCUGGAGGCUCCCUCCACUCCACGCACCCUGCAGCAACCCUUCUAUACCCUGUAGCAAUCCUUCAGGAUAAAGCAAUAGAGGCAAGCCAAUCACCUGAGCUAUCAGCCUGCAAGCUUGGAUCUCGGCCAUGAAUCAGGCACUUACAAUAGAUAUUCAGUAAAAGCUACAUUAAAAACAUGGAAGCUCGUGGGCCCCUUAUAAAGGUUUAAAAUGGUAAAAACAUAGCAAUGUGUAAUAAAGCACAGCGAAAGCAAGGUAAAGCGUAGGUAAGCAUUGUAAAGAACAACAAGGUAUGGAAAAGCAUAUUAUUAAACAUGGCAAAACAGGGUAAACUACGGUAAAUAUAUAGUAUAGCCAUUGGAAAAGCAUGCUAAAACUGCAGAAAUACUAUGCAAAAAUAUUGUGGCAAACAUUUAUAAGGGGCAGUGCUAAUAAAUCAGUAGUGUACAGUAAAAAUACUUUGUAUUCACUUGUACACAAUUUAGUUAUGAAUACAGCCUUUAGGAUUCAUAAAGCUUGAACUUGUACAGUCCUUGUUUUCAACAUCUGUUUUUCAGAAGAAAACACAGUUUGCUAUUCAAACACAACAAUAUUCUCAGACAAUAAACCCAUUAUUGCCCUUGGCUUAGAUUCAGAAUGUUUAUUUUGAUCUUUUACUGACUAUGCUGUUAUGCAUUAGGUGCUAUUAUAUAGUAGUUUUUGUUGUAAAUACAGUACAGUGAAAUCAAGAAGAGAACAAUUAACCUUCUACACUAGAGGGAAGAAAAAGCUAGGCUGAAAAUAAAGGUUUUUAAAAAAUCAAUUAGAUACAAUUAAAAGUGUAGACAACAAACAACUGAUUUUACAGGGUAGCCCCUAAAUCGAUGUAGAGUAUCACAAGCAUUAUAGCAACAAUAUAAUAUACCAAUAACAUACCAUACUAGGAUUAGGCCUCCACUUAAGGUUUGCAUUAGUAGAUUAGAUGAAGUUCACACUGUCAAAUACAAUACGCAGAAUGUACCAGCAUGGUUUUGUUUCUAUUGAAAUAACAAAGACGCUGUUGGGAUGGCUUACAGACGCUGUCUGUAAGCCAUCCCAAUUGAAAUUGUAUACACCUGUAUCUCUAAUGUAUCUGAUUGCCUGCUGGUUUAAUCGCUUUUAGAAUACCACAGAAGAGUGCUUGUGAACAGGGAGUCUGCCACUAAAAAUGAACAACUGCAGUUGUAAUGUGCAACAGUCCACUGAAUACAAAACAGCCGCUGGUAAAGAGUAUGUUUCUGUUCACAUUUUAACUGUUUGUGUAUUACGUGUAAUCCUGAAAAGCAGCUAUAGUUUUCCUGUUUUUUUUUUCUCUCUGCAUGACUAAUAAAAAUAUGGUGAAAAGGGA
Acipenser ruthenus (sterlet) is the source of this 1974-nucleotide messenger RNA. RefSeq lists its product as uncharacterized. NCBI's taxonomy places the organism in Eukaryota, Metazoa, Chordata, Actinopteri, Acipenseriformes, Acipenseridae. The coding region runs from base 174 to 602 and encodes 142 amino acids. The record is from RefSeq and is a predicted model, not a curated record. The transcript has 4 exons.